Messenger RNA from Monoraphidium neglectum, 1929 nucleotides. RefSeq names its product putative GTP-binding protein TypA/BipA like protein. The transcript has 12 exons. Bases 1 to 1929 code for a protein of 642 amino acids. Gene Ontology annotation, cellular component: ribonucleoprotein complex; cytosol. Lineage: Eukaryota; Viridiplantae; Chlorophyta; Chlorophyceae; Sphaeropleales; Selenastraceae. The record is from RefSeq and is a predicted model, not a curated record. Gene Ontology annotation, molecular function: GTP binding; GTPase activity.
AUGGCGGUCCCCCGGGAUGGCGCCCCUGCCCGCAAGACAGUCUGCCGCGUCGCUGCUGUUGCUGACGCGCCGGCCGCGGCGGUUGGCGAGGUGACGCGCGAGAACGUGCGCAACAUCGCCAUCAUCGCCCACGUCGACCACGGCAAGACCACGCUGGUGGACGCCAUGCUCAAGCAGUCCAAGGCGCGUCGACAUGGGGGGCAAGGGGAGGGUGUGUUCCGCGCGAACCAGGAGACCCAGGAGCGCGUGAUGGACAGCAACGCGCUGGAGCGUGAGAGGGGCAUCACCAUCCUGGCCAAGAACACGGCCAUCACCUACAAGGGCGUCAAGGUCAACGUCAUCGACACACCCGGCCACGCGGACUUCGGCGGGGAGGUUGAGCGCGUGCUCAACAUGUGCGACGGCGUGGUGCUGCUCGUGGACAGCGUGGAGGGACCGAUGCCCCAGACUCGCUUUGUGCUCAAGAAGGCCCUGCAGCUCAACAAGAAGGUGGUGGUGGUGGUCAACAAGAUUGACAGGCCCGCCGCGCGCCCAGAGUGGGUGGUCGACCACACGUUUGAGCUCUUCAUGGACCUGGGGGCGAACGACGACCAGUGCGACUUCCCGGUGGUGUACGCCUCCGGCGUCAAGGGCAUUGCCGGGACCUCCCCUGACUCCAUGCAGGAGGACCUGCAGCCCCUGUUUGAGAUGAUCGUCAACUCGGUGCCUCCCCCCACCGUCCUGCCUGACGCGCCCCUCCAGCUGCUGGUCACGAACAUUGACUUUGACGAGCACAAGGGCCGCAUCGCCAUUGGCCGCGUCACCGCAGGCACCAUCCGCAAGGCCCAGCAGGUGUCCCUUUGCAGCAGCCUUGAGCCGGGCAAGGUGCGCUUUGGCAAGGUGAACGAGCUGUUUGUGUACGACAACUUCAGCCGCACCCCCGUGGAGGAGGUCCAGGCCGGCGACAUCUGCGCGCUCACGGGCAUCCAGGACAUCUCGAUCGGCGAGACUGUGUGCACCCGCGAGCUCCCCAACGCGCUGCCGACCAUCAAGGUGGAGGAGCCCACCGUGUCGAUGACCUUCAAGGUCAACACCUCGCCCUUUGCCGGGAAGGAGGGCAAGUUCGUCACGUCGCGCAACCUGAAGGACCGCCUGGACAGGGAGCUGGAGCGCAACCUGGCGCUGCGUGUGGAGCCCGGGGACGGCGCUGAGUCGUUCCGCGUGAGCGGCCGCGGCACCCUGCACCUGGGCAUCCUCAUCGAGAACAUGCGGCGCGAGGGCUACGAGUUUGAGAUCGGGCCGCCCAAGGUCAUCACCCGCGAGAUCGACGGCGUGGAGUGCGAGCCCUACGAGGAGGCCAUUGUCGAGGUCCCCGAGAUGUACGUGGGCAGCGUGGUGGAGCUCUUCGCGCAGCGCAAGGGCGAGAUGGUCGACAUGCAGCCCUCGCUGGAGGCCACCACGCGUGUGACAUUCAAGAUCGCCACCCGCGGUCUGCUGGGGCUGAAGAACGCGCUGCUGACUGCCACGCGCGGCACGGGGCUGGUCAACACCAUCUUUGACGAGUACCGCCGCCGCGCCGGCGACAUCAGCAUGCGCGACCAGGGCAGCCUCGUCGCCUUUGAGACUGGCCAGGUAACGGCGUAUGCGAUCGAGAGCGCCCAGGAGCGCGGGCAGCUGUUUGUGAAGCCUGGCGACCAGGUGUACCAGGGCCAGGUAGUGGGUGUGUACAGCAAGGCGGGGGACCUCAAGGUCAACGUCUGCAAGCAGAAGGCACUGACCAACAUGCGCGCCGCGAACAAGGAGGUGAAGACUGUGCUGGACGAGGCGCGCACCAUGGGGCUGGACGAGGCCCUGGAGUAUGUGACGGACGACGAGCUCGUGGAGGUGACGCCCCUCUCCAUCCGCAUGCGCAAGGACCCAUCCGCAUCCAACAAGCGCGGCAGGCGCUGA